AUGUCUCCCAUCGACAAGAAGAUGGCCGCCCUCCAGACCGUGGACCUCGAUGGCCACGAUCUCCCUCCCAGCCCGGCCAUGAGCAGCCCUGCGAAUGGCAGGAAGUAUGCGCUGGCGACGGAGCUUGUCUACACGGACAAUGGCGACCAGUACAAUGCGUCUAGCAUGCCCAUCUACCAGACGGCGACUUUCAAGCAAGGCUCCGGCAGCGGCGGCGGGGACUACGACUACACGCGCUCCGGCAACCCGACCCGCACACACCUCGAGAGGCACCUUGCCAAGAUCAUGAACGCUAACCGGGCACUCGUCGUCUCGUCCGGUAUGGGAGCGUUAGAUGUCAUUUCCCGCCUCCUUCGGCCAGGCGACGAGGUUGUCACCGGCGACGACCUGUACGGCGGCACUAACCGCCUGCUCAAGUACCUGUCUACCAACGGCGGCAUCAUUGUCCACCACGUUGAUACCACGGACCCGGAGGCGGUCAAGAAGGUCCUCACCGAGAAGACGGCCAUGGUUCUGCUCGAGACGCCCACCAACCCGCUCAUCAAGAUCGUCGACAUCCCCACCAUUGCCAGUGCGGCACACGCUGUCAACCCCGCGGCCGUCGUCGCCGUGGACAACACGAUGAUGUCGCCGAUGCUGAUGAACCCGCUGGACCUGGGCGCGGACGUCGUCUACGAGUCGGGCACCAAGUACCUCUCUGGGCACCACGACCUGAUGGCGGGCGUGAUCGCUGUCAACGAUGCCGCGCUGGGCGACAAGCUGUUCUUCACGAUCAACGCCUCGGGUUGCGGCCUCAGCCCCUUCGACAGCUGGCUGCUGAUGCGCGGCAUCAAGACGCUCGGCGUGCGCAUGGAGAAGCAGCAGGGCAACGCGCAGCGCAUCGCCGACUUCCUGCAGCACGAGGCCGGUUUCCGCGUCCGCUACCCGGGCCUCAAGAGCCACCCGCAGUACGACCUGCACUGGAGCAUGGCGCGGGGCGCGGGUGCGGUGCUCUCGUUCGAAACGGGCGACGUCGACGUCAGCGAGCGCAUUGUCGAGAGCGCGCGCCUCUGGGCCAUCAGCGUGUCCUUUGGCUGUGUCAACAGCUUGAUCUCGAUGCCUUGCCGCAUGAGCCAUGCGUCGAUUGACGCGAAGACGCGCCGGGAGCGCAACAUGCCGGAGGACAUAAUCCGGCUGUGCGUGGGCAUUGAAGACGCAGACGACUUGAUUGACGAUCUGCGGAGGGCGCUCGUCCAGGCCGGUGCGGUCAAGGUCACGCUUAACGGCAUCCAGGCGAAUGAGGCGGCCGAGGCGCCUAGGAACGAUGACGUUGCUUCCGGCCAGCAGGUCGCGGCCGACGGUAUUGUGGAGCCGGAGGCGGCGGGCACGGCGCCCGAGGCGGAGUAG
This is a messenger RNA of Aplosporella prunicola CBS 121167, 1386 nucleotides long. RefSeq lists its product as uncharacterized. The coding region runs from base 1 to 1386 and encodes 461 amino acids. Gene Ontology annotation, biological process: 'de novo' L-methionine biosynthetic process; transsulfuration. The record is from RefSeq and is a predicted model, not a curated record. Gene Ontology annotation, cellular component: cytoplasm. NCBI's taxonomy places the organism in Eukaryota, Fungi, Ascomycota, Dothideomycetes, Botryosphaeriales, Aplosporellaceae. Gene Ontology annotation, molecular function: pyridoxal phosphate binding. The transcript has 3 exons.